GCCCCCGCGUCUGCGACCCGUGUUCCUGUGGGCGCGCCAGCUCGACGGCACCGUGCAGGAGGUCUGCUGCGAGGACUACGAUCCGCGCAACCGCAUCCGAAUAGCGCGAACCCCAUCCGGCUGGCGCGUGAUCCCGCGCACCGAGAUUUACAACUCGAUCCGCGUACCCCCACCCCCAGUACCGCCGCCUCGUCAGCGCGGCCCACGGGAACGUCGCCGGCGCAGACGCUGCAACCGCUCGCGUCGUCGUACCCGGUCUGUCGCCUCACCCGCCGUCCGUGCGCCCGAGGACCCUGCGUCCCUGGCGCGUCCUCAACCAGCUGUUUGGUUGCAACCCGACCUGGAGUCCCAUAUUCCAUCGCACACCAUCGCGGUGCCGCGGGCGCCUCCACCACCAUCGGAGCCGACACCGCUUGACAAUUUGCUUGCGGUGGCUGAGCUCGAAUUUAAUCAGCAACGCAGUGAAAGACUUCUUGAUUUAGAAAGUCCGGCUUCUUAUACUUUUCUGCCAGCUGAAGAGGUUGCACGUGACGUUAUGUCUUUCGAACUCGGAGAGCCCAAGCAAGCGGACGAGUCGUUGUACUUUGAACGGAAAGCGCCCGCGGACCGUACGGAGGAGUAUCCGAAUGAAAUGGUUGCGCAUAAAGAUCUAUUUGAGACUAUAAGUGAAGCUCAUUAUCUACCGGAGCUCGGAGGCCCACAUGACGAGACAUUGCUAGAAUCCUUAGUAGAAAAAGGUUGCGAGGAUAACCAAAUACUCGGUCAGGCGCUUGAUAAACUUGCACAUUUAGUACAUGGAUCUGGCGAAUAUACAGAAGAGGAAGAGCAUAUGCUUUUGAGUAAUGAGCCAGUUUCUGAUAUUAUCAACAGAUUAGAACAAACGCUUGAAUCACCGGGACAAAGCAGUAUCACAGCAGCGCAAGGUCUGCUUCACUUACAUCACAUAGGAGACCACCUUGCCCAAGCAGAUCACAGACAAGCCGUUGAGCCUGCCUAUAUGACACAACAAGUGUUUGACCCUGAGAAUACUGAUAGUGCAAUGGAAGCCUUAGAAACUAAUUCUGAAAUGCAGAACGUUAAUAAAAUGAACCAUAUAAACUACGAUGAUAGUACCGAUAAGAGACUAGAAAGUGAAGUCGAAGGUAAUGACACAGAGUAUACAGAACAUAUGCCCGGGUCACAUGAAACUUUUUCUGAUGACAAAACGUACGAAGAGAAUCAAAUGCAUUCGUUGCCUGAUCAGAGUGAAAUUAAUAUGUCCAGUGAAACUCCUAAUGAAGAUCCCUCUAUGGACUGCAUCCAACAUUUGGAACAUGUACACGCUCAAGAGGAUGAACACACAGAUACAUUGCAAGAAGAAGAUGUCAAACAGGAGAUGCCAGCACUACCUGAACACGAUGAUGUUGAUUUUAUUAAAGAAGAUCAUGACGAAUCGAUGGUGAACGAAGAAAUGGUCCCUACAGAUUUAAGCAUAAAAAAUAUGAAUAAAGCUACAAACCCACAUAUACACGCUAGUGACAUGGAAACGUCAAACCUUGAAGAUAACCUAUCGGUUAAAAGCGACGAGCAGCCUAAAGAUCUAACUGUACAUAGACGGCUGCCUACUCCGCAUGCGUCGCCUCGAAGGACAGAUAUACCUCGAGCACCAUCAAGGGAGUCUGAUGCAAUGCAAUCGCCACAGCCUAGCGGAAUCCCAGCAGUUCCAUCAUCACCAGAAAUAUUUACAAUGCCAAUGACAAAAAGUAAACAAACUUUGUUUUUAGAAACUCUUCUUUCGUCCCCAUCUCCUAAAAUGUAUACAUCGGAAGUCACGAUAACUAAACAGCAAUGUGAACCUCUGAAUUUGGGUAAACACAGAAAAUCAGCCAGUCCGACCGUAUCUAGUUGUUCUGAUGAAAUGAGGAAACUUAACAAAGAAUUUGGUGAACCCCAAGAAAAGAAAUUGCGACGCGAGUCAUCAGAAGACUUGGCAAAAAUUAGCAAAGUUUUUAAUAAGUGUAGUGAUGAACAACUUUCAAAGAAAUCCGAUAAACAUGUUAAUAAACCCAGUGACGAUAUGACCCCAUUACAACAAUUACAUAUUUUAAAAUCAAACCCAGAACAUAAUUUACCAGAUCCAAUAUUAGUUCCUAAGAAUAAAUUAAAUAAAAUUCUCGCGUCACCCGGCACAGAAAUUCCAGCUUUACUAAUACAAAGACCGGAAUUGAGACUCCCAGAAGCCUUUUCAUACCCGGCUGUGUUACAAGAUCCUGAUAUUAUUGUCAUAUCAUUAGCGCAACUAGAAAACAUUAUAAUAAAUGAUGAAAAAAACCUUAUAUCGAGGAAAGAAAAGGAAACAAAAUCAAGUUCGUCGUCCAAGAGUUCCACAAAUACAGACCAAGCAAGCACCCCCCAACCGGAUCAACCUAGGCCAAUACCUUCGAUAAACGCUGGCGAAAUCGAUGCAGCGACAUCUGCUGCCAUAAAUCAAAUGCUGUGGUUACCGUAUAUUAAUCAGUUAGAAGCGAUGGCGGCAUGUUCACAAAACGUGGAUUUCUUAAAAGCCUUUAAUUCAUCCGGUUACUCAGGUUCUAAUUAUCCGGACUUCUCACAAAUGUUUAACACAUCGUCACGUUUCAUGGGUCAAGGAGGUUUCCCUAUGAUGCCCCCGAUGGAUUACGACAACCGUCUCCAAUUCGCAAUGUGGCAAGAAGCUAUGUCACACGCGAACGCUUCAACAUCGCAGAGGCCUAAGUCGGGAUCCGUGACAGACCAGAUGAAAGAAGUACCAAAGUCGAGUGACGUUCAAAACCCUUAUGUACACUCGACUAAAAACCAUCAAAGCAAAACUCAUUCGUCAGCAAGAACGAGUCCGAUCGCGCAUAAUUAUAACAAUCAGCGGUCGGUGACGCACAAUCCCUUUUUACAGAGUAUGUAUCCUGGCAUGAAUUCUAAUAUCAGGCCGAAUAUGCCUUUGCCGGGGUUGCAAAUACCUUACUUUAACCCUCAAAUGAUGGGGAAUCAAAGAUCACCGCGAACGCAGCAACAAAAGAGCCCUAGUUCACCAUAUUAUCCCAACAAUAACUAUCUGCAAUCGGGGAAACAAUCUGAAUCGCAAAGUCAACAAAGGAGCUCGACAUCGCAGGAAUCUCCACGACCCAGGAUUAGUGUUAAAUCGCUACACAAUUUGCUGGAGCCAUCCGCAGCAGCAGCUUCGGGAGUGGCUUCUACGAGACGCACGUCAACGACGCCUACAUCCGCCAUGGGUCGAAGGCGAGAUGAGCCGGAGGUUGGAAGCACCACACCACUAGGAGAGCCGCCACCGCAUAUGCCGCCUCACCCGCACGACCCAUCGUCGUUCCACCUAUGGCACCCAUUGUUUGGCAACCAAAAAAGCUACAACAGCCCAUGGAGUUGGACGACGGUGACCGCUACGGGCGACUGACCGCGGGCGCCGCGCGGGCCACCGCCCGCGCUCUGAGCGCCGCGGGGAGCGCCGGGGGGAGAGGGAAGAGGGGGUAAAGGAAGGGUUGGCGGUAUGAGAGGGGAUUAGACACGAAUUAAAAAAAAGACAAUCAGUUGAUUAUACAAAAUGUAUUACCAAACACUUGGUACUUCAAAGACACUAGAUUAGUUUAAUUGUAACGAAAUUCGUUCCCCGAUAUUGUUUAUUGUAUUUAGAUUUCGGGCGUGUGUUAAUUUUUGUAUAUUUUUAUUGCUUCGAAAUGUUAAAAUUACAUUAACUUUCAAACGGACGGUGUAAUAAUAUCUAUCAAUUAGUGUCAACUUGUCGCACAUGAUGAAACACAACUGUACGAGCGUUGUUAUUUUUGAAUAUUUUUUUUUUGUUCGCGACACUUCAAAACCAAUGUCAUACAAAUGACAUAAUUUUAAGAGGCUAUGAUUUUAAUGUUGCAAUUUAUUAUAGUCUAAGAAUUAAAUUUAAAGAAUCAUUUUAUAUCUAAGUGAACCAAUUAUAAAAUUGAUCACUGACUUUGUCAAUCAAAUUAAAAUCGUAUUGGUAACUAAAUAAGGUUCGUUUCUAAUCACCCGCAGCACCCCGCCCGAUUGGUGAACGAAAUGAUCCGUCCGAUGUCGUUAGCUCCCCGUGUCGUGGCCUUGCCGUGGUCGUCACCGUGACGUGAACUGUGUUACUUGUCUUUAUAAGCCUAAUUGCGACAUUGUUUUUAUUAGUCAUAAUAUAUUUUACAAAUUACAUAAAGAAAGAUAGCUCACUUGUAUGUUUGUUAUAACAUAUAUUCGUUUUACACGAUACGAUAAAUUGUAUCAGAACUAUGUAGAUAUCAAAUUUCAAUAUAUACCUGUCAAUAACAUUGAAAUAAAAAAAAUUUAGCACAAGUAAAACAUAUUCUGACAUUUAAAUACAAAAAAAAUCCCCUUUCCGUAUCACAACGUGUAAAAGGAUACCUUUUUCUACGAAUAAGUUUGUUACACUAGCGUGUUACUUUAUACGGUUGUUCCAUUUUCAGUGAUUGUGGUUUAAUGUUUUUUUAAUUGCAACUAUAUCAUGAGUCAAUGACUUCAAACCAAGGCCUUUUGGUAUUUUAUUGAAUAGAACAUUUUAGUGCACGUAACACAUUACCUAAUACAGUAUUCUUUUUUUUUUUUUGAAUCGCGAGCAAAUGACUUAAAUUUUACGGCUUCACUAUAAAGGCAGUACACACUCACGUCAAACAACUGGAACGGAAUUGCUUUUUAAAACCCACCUUCGUCGAGCGUCUCUGAUACAGUGAAUAAAUCAUAUAUUCAACAUUUAAACAGGAUAAUUACAAUUUAUGACGCUCUAAAUACCAUAUCCCUAAUUUAUAAGAUGGUGCAUCAAAUCGGGUAUAGUGACGGAAAGUGCUUAGAAUUAUAAUUUAUUAUUUAGUUGUGAUAUUUAUAUUGUAUGUGCGUCCGCGCACGUAGUUCUGAGCAUAGACAUAUAGAACGGGCAUCACUAUCAACACAAGUGUGAGGGAGAUAGCAAUAGUGGACAUUAUCUGAAAGUUGAAUAUAUAUGGCUAUUUUUUUCUCUAGUGUACGUUAUGGAGUUUAGUAGAAAUGGCAUCUUAUUACCAAAAUAUUAUAUAUUUUUUCCUCUUCUCAUACAUCGAACGUUCUCUGUGUUCAAAAUAUUUGGGACACGUUAAUUGAAUUUAGAUAUCUUGGUUGAUGCCAUUUUUACUUGCUCCGUUUUGAGGGUAGUCGUGUCGUCUAUUCUAUAUGGCCAUGGUUUCAAAUGAGUGCAAUCCCAGAUGGACUGUAUGUAUAUCGUAGUUAGACAAGUUAAGUGGCGGUACGGUGCAUUUAAUUUAUGUAUGGGUGCGGUUGAUGCAGAUUGAAUUUGAAAUUUAAAUUUUUUGAACUUUCGUCCGUGAAUGUCUUUUUGUGAACGUUCUUCGUUGUUUUUAGAAUUAAUUAUAAUAAAUCAUAGAUGACACGUAUUCCAUAGUGCUUAUGUUUUAAAUGCAAUGUACAUCACUGUUUAUAAAUACUUAAUAAUGCAUUUUUUCGCUCGUUUAAUGAAACUUUAAUGAUGUAAAUGAUUUCAAACUCAACCUGCACCUGUGCUCUUGAUAUUUAUAGAUUUUAAGUUUACAACUCCUGACGAGACUGGUCGAAUUAUGGUCACGCAAAUUUCAACUCAAUCUCAAUAUAUUAGGUUUGAAAAUGAGUUACACCAUGACUUUUUAUGAUUCAAUCCGUACAGGAGUUGGCGGCUUAAAGUGACAAAAAUCGGACUAAAAUGAGAGCAGGAGAUGAUAAUACGAUCUCUCUUUCACUCUUAGGUAUUAGGAAUAAGGCUGGGCUCAUCUCAAUAUCUUUAUGUAAUUGUAACAAACAAUUUGACACACAUUAUAAUUUGAUAAUUUAAAUUGUAAACAUUCUGAUAAUUUACUUUAAAAUCUAUAUUAUUUUGUUAUUGUCGUAAAUAAAGUUUUGUAAGUAAGUAAAGAAAUAAAAUGUCAGAAUGUUCACUUUAACGUAAUAUUUUUGUAAAAUAAUUCUCGCAUUGAUGUUUGAAAAUUAUGGCGGAUUACAAAAAAAUUUUGAUCGCAUUUGACAUGCAACCUCAGCCUUAUAUUUAUAUAUAUAUAUAAUAUAAGCUAAAUAACUGCUCUCAUUUCAGUCGGCUUACGUCUGUGUUAGUGUCUUAAUAUUAUGUAAUAUCUACCUGCGUCUAUAUAAUAUCUAUUUAUUUAGAACACUUAUUAUUGACCAUAAUAUUUCGUUUAAAAAUCCAUCAAUUUAAACAAAUCAAUAUGAAAAAAAAAAAUUAUCAGACAAUGAAAUAUAGAUAAUAAACUGUAUAACGAAGUUGGAUAUGCUUGAUUUAAUUAAAACCAUACCUCUAAUGAUGUCACUUGUCAUAACGGUUCAACCCACGGGUUGUAGGAUGCCUAAUAGGUACUAAAUCGAUACUGACAAGUGCUAACGAGGCAUGAACUCGGCUCCAACAUUGCUACAAAUUGGAUAUCGACGAUACUCGUUGAAUAUUAUUUGUUUGUAAUGUAAAUACAAACCAUCGCGAGUUCUCACAGUAUAAAUAACAUGUUUUAUCUUUUAAAAUAAAUAAAUUUAGCAGUUUAGAAAAUAAUUGGAAUAAAAAAUAUUUAAAACAGAUAACAUACAACAUUUUUUUGAUAGAUAUUAUGUAAAGGCAGGCAAUAUAAACGUCAUUUCUUUAAUAUCAGUAUUUAUUUCGUUAUUUUUUAAGUUUUCAAUGAUUUUUAUUGUUCUCGUUGCUUUCCUUGGGAAUCUUUAUCGAUUUUUUAGACUUAGUAAAUACAAUAUUGUAUGAAACGAGGACAGACAGCCAAAAACUAUUUACUAUUUAUAUUUGGCAGUAUCAACUUUUGUAAUGUAAAAAUCCAUUUUUCUAUUCCGAUAUAAUGUUACGACAAAAUUUUUAAUAAGGCAAUUAUUGGUUUUGUUAAUUGACAUUUGACCGCCAUUUUGAAUUACAUAUUUAAAGUCACGCAGUUCGUAAAAUUACAAUGCAUUUUAAAAUUAAGAGCACUAAUUAAGUCGUUAAUGCUGAUUCUAUUGAACACGAUUUGUAAACUUUAAUAAUUUGACAGGAUCCAAACGGUUGUUAUUCUUUUUAAGCUCAUUCUUGUGAAAGAUAUAGCAGUAUGUUGAGACCUGUCAAAUUAGUAGGUAUAUAGAGAUUGUACAAGAGACAGCAGAAUUAAUAUUAUUAGCCCUUUGUUUGAAUGUGGGUUAAAGAAAUGACCGGUUGUAAUUUCAAAUUGUCUGUCCUUGUAUGAGGUUGUUGAUUAUUAUCGUUCGUGAGUAUUCCAAAAGUUUCCUGAUGUAAUUUAUUGACUUGAUAAAUGAAAUUACGCUUCUAAAGUGUACUAUUACAUAUGUAAAUAUAGGAAAACUAAUACCUAUUAUAAUAGUGAAUGUUGUAAUUUGUAUAUAAGUAACGAAAAUUAAAUUUUAAAUACAUAGAUAA
This is a messenger RNA of Nymphalis io (European peacock), 7444 nucleotides long. RefSeq lists its product as uncharacterized. The coding region runs from base 536 to 3424 and encodes 962 amino acids. The record is from RefSeq and is a predicted model, not a curated record. Lineage: Eukaryota; Metazoa; Arthropoda; Insecta; Lepidoptera; Nymphalidae. The transcript has 2 exons.